CCCCCAUCACCUCCCACCGCUCUGAUUCACAACAAUAUUCAAGUAAAGGCCACGCUUAUCCAACAAUAAUGGUUGUCCGAUCUGUGAAGAGGAAAUACCUGUCCGAGGACACCUCCUCGGAGUACUUCGGCCCUGAGGCCAAUGCUUGCAGUAUCGAAAUGUACAAUGCGCUCAAGGACCCAUACCGCGCUGCCCCAGAAAACAAGAUCCCGGUUCCCCUGCCGCACGAGACGACACGGGCUUCACCGAUGGCUGAGAAAAUUCUCGAUGAACUCGACGACCCUAUCAGAGAGGUACUCAAGGAGUGCGGGGUAAAGGUGGUCUUCCACAUGAGAGCCGAACGUUUGUGGCAGCGAGGGUUCCCUGAGAGAGCCAAAGACACUGUUAUCAUUACGACCCACGAUACAGAUGCCGUGAGAUGGAAGGCAGCGGCACAAUGCGUCUUUGAAAUAGUGCAGGAGAGGGCAAGUCCAGCGGGCCUUCAAAUGAGAGUGGAAAUACGUAACCCGGAGCUCAUGUAUAACGAUGAAUCCGAGAUAGUCCGCCGAGAUACCCCAGCUCUCAGAACCUUUCAGCUGAUCGAGCCAUAUGUUGAGGCUCAAGUUGAGAAGCACAGCGUCCAAUGGACCUCGAUAGCAUACCACAACCGCCAUCGAAGAUUCCAAUCCACCCCUCUCACGCCAACAGUGAUAAUCUUCGUUAGGCCAGGCUCAAGGCAUAUUUGGUCACUGGUUGAGGAGCAGAUAAGGAAAGAAAUUGUAUCUGUCAGCGUCCCAGAUGACGUUGAAGUCAAUGUUGAGAUACUCCCAGGUUUCAUUACACUCUGUGCAUCCAUGAACCAGGAGCCGACCAAGGCAAAACUUCUCGACAUAGACUAUCUAUCUGCAAUUCCAACAAACGGCGCAUCGAUCUCAACAGAACUCGACAGCAAGGCAGCUGAAAGUCUUGGGCCGGUGGUAUUUUACCAGGCCGAUGGUGAGGUUGAAAGAACAAAAUGCUUCCUCACGUGUUAUCAUGUCAUUGAGUCCGGUGACCCACAGGGUCGACGGACCAACAAGGAUAAAGGCAUUGGCCUCGAGGGUAGAAAAGUCUUCCGGCAGAUUACUGUCGAGCAUCCAGCGAAAUAUGACGCCGAACAUACAAGGGCAAUAGUUUCUGCUCAGCUAGCAGCAGGCCAAGACCCCAAUUCACGCAAUACCAGGACCCUCCAAAUUCUCGACAGAUUUGCUGCAGCUAAAGGCUUGGGUAACGUUAAGCAUGCGUCGGGACAUUGGGUCAACGAGGCUAACAGACGCAUGGAUUGGGCCCUGGUUGCCCUUAAGUCCCCUGGUCCCGGUGAUGACAUGCAAAAUAAGCCAGCACUAGCGAAGGAUAUUCCGCUCCCCUUUCUUGAAGGGUUGCAGUUCCUAUACAAUCCAGAACCAAAGGAUACUAUCAAGACCCUUGGGUCAAUUUUUAAGGAUGAUGUAGUCGUCAAAACUGGCAGAAGUACAAGGGCCACCGUUGGACAGGUUAAUCAGAUGCGGCGGAAGAUCGAUUGGGGUAAAGGAGUAACAUCUCACGAGAUUGAGGUCAAAUCUUUGGCUUCGGGCCAGCCAUUUGCGAGCGGUGGGGACUCGGGGUCUAUGGUCUACAACCUGAAGUUCCAAUGGGUCGGGUUAUUAUUUGGCGCGGACGUAUAUGCUGACAUGGGGUAUGUAACACCUGCUGAAGAUAUUGCCAAUGACAUCAAGGAGAAGACGGGAGGAACCAUAACUCUAGUUUAACUAAUUUCAACACCCUGAGCGGCGGUCGCAGGGGAGCUAGCCCCCUUGCUGCCAGCUUCAACGAACUUUGCAAUCAUAGGCUUAUAGAGGCCAUACCCCUCAACUGGAAAUCCUG
Messenger RNA from Amorphotheca resinae ATCC 22711, 1881 nucleotides. RefSeq lists its product as hypothetical. The record is from RefSeq and is a predicted model, not a curated record. Bases 69 to 1766 code for a protein of 565 amino acids. NCBI's taxonomy places the organism in Eukaryota, Fungi, Ascomycota, Leotiomycetes, Helotiales, Amorphothecaceae. The transcript has 2 exons.